GCCCACCUUUGUCACAUGAGCCAAUACUUUGUUGCUGAUUCAGGGUCGCAAUGUCGACCGGCUAAGUGCUUGUUUUUCCUUUUAUUUAUCGCCGUUUUAAAGCAAUUCUUGUCACGUGUCUUUUAUUUUACUUCUCCAACACAAACAAUGGCCUUCGGAAGGAAAACGGGAAGUAUUCUAGCGACUACACUUUCGCUACUUCUUCCUGCUGUCAUCUGCACUGUCAAGAUCAAACCCCUGGUGUUUGAGGAUCAGCUGUUAUGGGUGAGCGGAGUGGAGGGGGAGGUGAACACCUACAGGAUCCCUCUGAUCACCUUUACCACCAUGGGAAGUCUGCUGGCUUUCGCCGAGGGUAGGAAGUCUUCAUCCAGUGACGAGGGAGCAAAGUUCAUCGCGAUGCGGCGGUCUAUUGACAAAGGAUCCACGUGGUCACCAACCAGCUUCAUUGUUGACGACGGACUUGACCGGGACGGCCUUAACCUAGGCUCGGUGGUUGUAGACCAGGAAGUGGGCUCGGUUAUCCUGGUCUAUACUAUCUGCUUUCACCUGGAUAAUUGUAAUCCCGCUAGUACCAUGAUGGUAGAAAGCAAGGAUGACGGCCUGAGCUGGAGUCAACCCAGAAACCUCUCGGUCCAGCUUGGAGUCAAAAAUUUUGCUCCUGGACCAGGUUCUGGCAUCCAGAAGCGUUAUGAGCCAAACCAAGGAAGGUUGGUGGUUUGCGGUCAUGGAACGAUAGAAGGGGAUGGUGUAUUUUGCAUCCUGAGUGAUGACCAUGGGGACACAUGGUUUAACGGCGCAGCGCUGAAAAGCAUCCCUUACAACCAGAAAAAGAGGCCGCUGGACUUUAAUCCUGAUGAAUGCCAGCCAUUUGAAAUGACCGAUGGGAGCAUUGUCAUCAAUGUGCGAAACCAGAACAACUACCACUGCAGGUGUCGCGUGGUGGUGCGAAGCCGGGAUGGCGGAAUGUCACUGCCCAUAGAUGACCUGUAUUUCGACUACGAGCUGGUGGAUCCGGCGGUAGCAGCUGGGGCCUUUCAGAAAGAGGGGGUGCUCUUCUUCACCAACCCCUCCAACGCACAACAUAGGAUUAACCUGACCUUACGUUGGUCAGAGACUGACGGUUUGUUCUGGGAGAAAGAGGCUCUCCAGAUAUGGUCUGGCCCAAGCGGUUACUCCUGUAUUACCUCACUGGAUAGUGGCUCUGCAGACGACCGGAAACACAUUUUCGUCAUUUACGAAAAGGGCCACGAAAACUACUGGGAAACCAUAUCUUUUGCAAAGAUCCACCUUUACGGAGGCCAUUGAAGCACAUGAAUCGGAGGGUUUGACCACCGGAGUAAAAAUGGAAAAACAUUCUCAGGAAGGGACAUAAGUGACUUUUUUUUUCUGUAACUGCAGAAUGUAAAAUAUCUGAAAUGUGAACCUAUGCUUUAUGAUAAUUGUUUACUUGCUUUUAUUUUUUUAUUCAACAAAGAAUAUUAAGACUGAACAAUUUCAGAUGAAAGUAAAUGUGUAUAAGCUUACACAUGGGUGUCGAUUUCGGGGUGAUCACCCAAAAUAAUACAAAUUCGCAGAGGAUGUAUGCGAACAUUAUAUGGCAAACACUUUCUGUUUCUACUAUCAAACUGUAUUUGAGUUUUAAGAUGUGCGUAAGUUAAGCAGGAUGAAACGAGGCUUUGAUUUGAAGGACUUUUAUCAGAAGACUGGGAUCUUACAGUAUGUACAGUGUACAUUUUGUUUCAGGUUUUGCCUGUAUUUGUCCAAAAAUGUUCUUAAUUUUUUUUUGAUCUGAACAAUUUCUUCAGAAAAUGUCAAAUACACCGCUGACCAAAAGUAUUGACAUACCUGCAAUUUUGUCAGAUAAUGCUCAAUUUCUCCCAGAUAAUGAUUGCAAUUACAAAUGCGUUGGUAAUAAUAUCUUCAUUUAUUUUGCUUGCAAUGAAAAAAACACAAAAGAGAAUGACAUUUUUUAAAAAUCAUUAUCAUUUGACACAAAACUCCGGACAAACGUAUUGGCACCCUCAGCCUAAUACUUGGUAGCACAACCUUUAGACGAAAUAACUGCGAACAACCACUUCCAGUAUCCAUCAGUGAGUUUCUUACAAUGCUCUGCUGGAAUUUUAGGCCAUUCUUCUUUGGCCAACUGCUCCAGGUCUCUGAGAUUUGAAGGGUGCCUUAUUCAAACUGCCAUUUUCAGAUUUCUCCACAUGUGUUUUAUGAGAUUCAGGUCUGGACUAAUUUUUAAGUCUCCAAUGCUUUCUCUCAAACCAUUUUGUAGUGCUUUUUGAAGUGUGUUUUGGGUUAUUGUCCUGCUGGAAGACCCAUGAGCUCUGAGGGAGACCCAGCUUUCUCACACAAAAUUUGUUGGUAGCCUCCAGACUUCAUAAUGCCAUGCACACGGUCAAGCAGUCCAGUGCCAGAAGCAGCAAAGCAACCCCAAAACAUCAGGGAACCUCCACCAUGUUUGACUGUGGGGACCCUGUUCUUUUCUUUGGAGGCCUCGUUUUUUUUCUUGUAAACCAGGGGUCCUCAAACUUGAGGGCCACAUAACUUUUCCCUUCUCUGAUGAGGGGCCGGGUCAGUUUGUAACAGAAAAAGUGUGACGAUUGCAGGAGUGCCUAAAUGUAAAAAUGUAUUGUUUUUCAGAAGCCAAAAUCAAAUAACCCUUUCUGGAUUCUUCGUGGAACAAAAGUAAGUAAAAUAAAAAUAAUAAUAUAUCUGGAUUCUUCGUGGAACAAAAGUAAAUAAAAUAAAAAUAAUAUAAUAAUAUAAUAUAAUAUAAUAUAAUAUGAUGUAAUAUAAUAAUACCACUAUUAAUGAAAUAGAUAAUAAACGAAUAAACCUCUCUGGGUUCUUCACAGAAAAAAGCCAGGAAAUAAAUAACACUAUGGUAAGAAAAAAAGAAAAAACAUUAUUCAGGGGGCCGGACCAAAUGUGGCGGCGGGCCGUAUCCAGCCCGCGGGCCGUAGUUUAGGGACCCCUGUUGUAAACUCUAUGUUGAGUCCUUUUCCCAAUAAGCUCUACUUUUGUCUCAUCUGACCAAGGAACAUUCUUCCAAAACGUUUUCUCAGGUAAGUUUUGCCAAACUCCAACCUGGCUUUUGUAUGUGUCUGGGUCAGAGGUGAGGUCUUCCUGGGUAUCCUACAAUAGAGUCCCUUUUCAUUCAGACAUCGACAGAUAGUACGGGUUGACACUGUUGUACGUUCGGACUACAGGACAGCUUGAACUUGUUUGGUUGUUAGUCGGGAUUCUUUAUCCGACAUCUGCACAAUCUUUCGUUGAAAUCUCUCGUCAAUUUUGCCUUUCUGUCCACAUCUAGGGAGGUUAGCCACAGUGCCAUUGGUUUUACACAUAUUGAUAACACUGCGCACGGUAGACACAGGAACGUUCAGGUCUUGGGAGAUGUACUUGUAACCUUGAGAUUGCCCAUGCUUCCUCACAUUUUUGCUUCUCAAGUCCUCAGACAGUUCUUUGGUCUUCUUUCUUUUUUCCAUGCUCAAUGUGGUACACAUAAGGACAAAGGGUAGAGGUUGAGUCGACUUUAAUCCAUUUUAACUGGCUGCAAGUGUGAUUUAGUUGUUGCCAACACCUGUAAUGCAUGCCACAGGUAAGUAACAGGUGCUGCAAAUUACACAAAUUAGAGAAGCAUCACGAUUUUUCUUUUUGUGAGUUUUGUGUAAAAUGAUAAUGAUUUAAUUGUGUUUCCAUUCUUUUUGGGUUUUUUUCAUUGCAAGCAUAAUAAGUAAAGAUAUUACUACUGAAGCAUUUGUAAUUGCAAUCAUUUUCUGGAAGAAAUUGAGCAUUAUCUGACAGAAUUGCAGGGGUGCCAAUACUUUUUGCAAGCAGUGUCAUACUCAUGAACUGUAUUGUACUUUGAAAUAUUCGUUUGAGUACAAUAGUUGGCUUCGAACCAUGGCUAUAAUUUUAAAAGUGUGUACGUGUGAGAGAACGAUGGAGACAUGGAAGCCACUCCUACUCAUGAUGCAAUCAUUGUGUGAGAAAUUUGUAUUUACAUUUUAUCAUCUUUGCUCUUUUUGGAUUUGCAGUAACGAAAUAGAGUCAAUUUUAUGGACUAUUUUCAAACACUUGUCAUCAACAUUAAGAAUAAAUAAAUUGCUGCCAAAUUAUUUGCGUUUGUCGUUUUGUUUUUUUCCAGCCUUAUAUACGAAAUUGUAUAUAUGACGUCAUGUAGUGGAAAGCGUUGACUUGUCAGUGUUUUGAUUAUAUGUUAAGUUAACAACCGUCUUUGUGCUUGAAAGGCUUACGCAAAUAACCUUGUUUACAUGCAA
Molecule: messenger RNA, 4289 nt
Organism: Corythoichthys intestinalis (scribbled pipefish)
Lineage: Eukaryota; Metazoa; Chordata; Actinopteri; Syngnathiformes; Syngnathidae
Gene: neu1
Product: neuraminidase 1
Exons: 7
Coding region: 16-1305 (429 amino acids)
Biological process (GO): ganglioside catabolic process; oligosaccharide catabolic process
Cellular component (GO): membrane; intracellular membrane-bounded organelle; cytoplasm
Molecular function (GO): exo-alpha-sialidase activity
Source: RefSeq, a predicted model, not a curated record